UGCGUACCAAAGCCAAAUGCUUGAAGAGAGAGACAGGAGCCAGCCAUGAAUCCCUUCCAGAAAAAUGAUUCCAAGGAAACUCUUUUUUUACCUGUCUCUACUGAAGAGGUACCACCUCGACCCCACAGCUUUCCAAAGCAGUCAUCUCCGAAAAUCUGUGGCUCCAACUAUCCACUGAGUAUUGUCUUCAUUGUGGUGAAUGAAUUCUGUGAGCGCUUUUCCUAUUAUGGCAUGAGAGCUGUGCUGACCCUGUAUUUCCUGUAUUUCCUGCAUUGGAGUGAAAACACUUCCACAUCUGUGUACCAUGCCUUCAGCAGCCUCUGUUACUUCACUCCCAUCCUGGGAGCAGCCAUUGCUGACUCAUGGUUGGGAAAAUUCAAGACAAUCAUCUAUCUCUCCUUGGUGUAUGUGCUUGGCCAUGUGAUCAAGUCCAUGGGUGCCUUACCAAUACUGGGGGGACAAAUGUUACACACAGUCCUGUCAAUGGUUGGCCUGAGUCUAAUAGCUUUGGGGACAGGAGGUAUCAAACCCUGUGUGGCAGCUUUUGGUGGAGACCAGUUUGAAGAAAAACAUACAGAGGAACGGACUAGAUUCUUCUCAGUCUUCUACCUCUCCAUCAAUGCAGGGAGCUUGAUUUCUACAUUUGUCACACCCAUGCUGAGAGGAGAUGUGCAGUGUUUUGGGAAGGACUGCUAUGCAUUGGCUUUUGGAGUUCCAGGAUUGCUUAUGCUGAUAGCUCUUGUUGUGUUUGCAAUGGGAAGUAAACUAUACAGAAAACCACCUCCUGAAGGAAACAUACUGAAUCAAGUGGUCAAAUGUAUCUGGUUUGCCAUUUCCAGCCGUUUCAAGAACCAUUCUGGGGACAGUCCUAAGCGAGAGCACUGGCUGGACUGGGCAGCUGAGAAAUACCCAAAGCAGCUCAUUAUGGAUGUGAAGGCACUGACCAGGGUACUGUUCCUUUAUAUUCCAUUGCCCAUGUUCUGGGCACUUUUGGAUCAGCAGGGCUCACGAUGGACCUUGCAAGCCACCAGGAUGAAUGGGAAUUUGGGUUUCUUUGUGCUUCAACCUGAUCAGAUGCAGGUGCUAAAUCCCUUUUUGGUUCUUAUCUUCAUACCAUUGUUUGACCUUGUCAUUUAUCGUCUGGUCUCUAAGUGUGGCAUUAACUUCACAUCGCUUAGGAAAAUGGCUGUUGGUAUGAUCCUAGCAUGCCUGGCUUUUGCAGUUGCUGCUGCUGUAGAGAUAAAAAUUAAUGAAAUGGCCCCACACCAGCCAGAUUCCCAAGAGAUUUUCCUACAAGUCUUAAAUCUGGCAGAUGAUGAGGUGAAGGUAACAGUGCUCAGCGAUGAAAAUAACACUCUGUUGGCAGAGUCCGUCAAAUCUUUUCAGAAUAUGCCACACUAUUCCAAACUCCACUUGAAGACAAAAAGCCAGAAUUUCCACUUCCUAUUGAAAUAUCACAAUGUGUCUGUCUAUACUGAGCAUUCUGUGGAGGAGAAAAUAUGGUACACCCUCAUCAUUCGAGAAGAUGGGGAAAGUAUUUCUAGUGUGAUGGUGAAGGAUGAAGAAAACAAAACAACCAAUGGGAUGAUAGCCAUGAGGUUUGUUAACACUUUGCAUGAAGAGGUCAAUGUCUCCCUGGGUACAGAUGCAUCCCUCAUUGUUGGUGAAGACUAUGGUGUGUCUGCUUACAGAACUGUUCAAAGAGGAGAAUAUCCUGCAGUGCAUUGUAGAACACAGAAUGAGGAUUUUUCGCUGAAUUUGGGCCUAUUAGACUUUGGUGCAAUUUAUCUGUUUGUUAUUACUAAUAGAACCAAUCAGGGUCCUCAGGCCUGGAAGAUGGAAUACAUCCCAGCCAACAAAAUGUCCAUCGCAUGGCAGCUACCACAAUAUGCUCUUGUUACAGCUGGGGAGGUCAUGUUCUCUGUCACAGGACUUGAGUUUUCUUAUUCUCAGGCUCCCUCUAGCAUGAAGUCUGUACUCCAGGCGGCCUGGUUGUUGACAGUUGCAGUUGGGAAUAUCAUCGUGCUUAUUGUAGCACAGUUCAGUGGCCUGGUUCAGUGGGCCGAAUUCAUUUUGUUUUCCUGCCUCUUGCUGGUGGUCUGCCUGAUCUUCUCCAUCAUGGGAUACUACUAUGUUCCUUUAAAGCCAAGGGAUGUUCAGGGGUCAACAGAUAAGCAGACCCCCAAAAUCCAAGGAAAUAUGAUCAACCUGGAAACCAAGAAGACAAGGCUCUAAUGGUUCCCUAGACUCUGCCCAGACCCCAGUUCCUGACUCUGGUCUUGGCCAUCACCAUCUUCAAGCAUUUUUCACUCCAGCUUGGUUAAAAGAGAGAAAUAGUAUCAUAUCCAAGUUGAUUGCCUCUACUUUUCUCCCAUGAUAGAGGCAGGACUAGGUUUUUCAGUGCAUUACAGGAAGGCCCCUGAAACUCUAUGUCUUCCCAUAUGUCAGUGAACUCAGUAAACAGUGUGUAGCAUUGCUGAAGCUGACCUGCUGUCUCCAAAAACACAAAUGUAGAAUUGAGAUUGGUCUCUGUGGUUAUCAAAGUUAUGUAGAAAUUCUUUUACCUGCUAUUUAGAACUGAUUGUCCCACUCUCUGAAGUGCUGAUUCAGGGGAAAAAUUGCAGAAUUAACAGAGAAAUGAUAUUUUAAUGUUCUUCAUUAGCAGUGUAAUUGUACUGCUUACAAGAACUUCAAGAAUUGGUAUGUCUGGUGUGAUCUGGUCCAGGACCUGCUUUGUCAGCUAUCUAGGUCUGAUAAGACCUUAGUAAAUUUUUCAGUAUAGAUAGUAGGAGAAAAAUUAAAUUUUAAUAACACAUAGGAGAUGAUAUAUCUUUCUGAUAAUUAGUCUUUUAUCUACUAACCCAAAUGCCCUUUCUCAGUACUGAUACAUCCUUGGAAACCAAAUUAAAGAGAAUAAACAUGGUUCUGGAAAACAGAACAAGUAUAAACUGUGGAAGUCCUGAUAAGCCAGUCUUCUUGUGUACACUCUUCUUAGGUACUACAUUGUUUCAGCCCUAGAUCAUACCCUUCUGUGGACAACUGUAUAGAAGACACUAAUUAUAACUUUCCAACUCUGUCUUUUCAGUGUUGUUAGGUGAGGUUUUCCUUAUUAUCACAUUGCUUGCUUGUUGCAACAAGUAUUUAAUAACAACAGUAUUUGGCUCAACUGGUAAAGAAUCCACCUGCAAUGUGGGAGACCUGGGUUCAAUCCCUGGAAGAUCCCCUUGAGAAGGUAAGACUACCCACACCAGUAUUCUGGCCUGGAGAAUUCCAUGAACUGUAUAGUCCAUGGGGUUGCAAAGAGUCAGACACAACUGAGCGACUUUCACUUUCACUUCCAUUUUAUUAGUACUUCCUUUGGCCUCAAAGCAGUGGAUCAGUUUUGAUAACUUUUACUGUUUUGACAAAUUUUAAAUGACUUUUUUUUUUUUUUUAAGUUAUCUUAACACUCUACGUUUGAGCUUCUAAAAUGGCAAUGCUCAAUGAAGGGCAUGGUCGCAUAUCAGGAUUCUAACAAAAUCUGGGGGUUAGAGUGGUAGAAUAUGACAGGGUUUUGUUUGCUUGUUGCUGUGUUGGUGAAAAAAGUUGAGAAAUAUUACCUUACACACAAUGAAUGACUCAGUGGAAAGACAUGGGAAUAUCAUGGCUCUACUGUGUAUUGCUGGGGGACAAGUUCAAACAUUUCCAUUGGUUUUGCUGCAUUAUUCUCAUCUAGAACUGUUUUGAGUCAGUCACAUUAUAAACAAAACAAAGCAAGUUGCUCCAGUUUCCCAGGCUUUAGUACUCUAAUUUCAGUUACCGAGUUUUCAGAAAUACCGAAGUGAAAGCAACACUAUCCAUUUUCGACAGAUACAUUAUUGUGAACUUGACUGUGCUUCUUCAGAAGAUAAUCUGUUCAUUUUUGAAGCAGCUUUAACUUCACCUAUUCUAUGAACUACUGUCUCAAAAGAUAUUAACAGUGCUCUGUGAAUAAAAGUUUCUAUGGUUAAAUAAAUUUUGGAAAUGAA
Odocoileus virginianus texanus is the source of this 4007-nucleotide messenger RNA. It is a transcript of the gene SLC15A2, whose product is annotated as solute carrier family 15 member 2. Gene Ontology annotation, molecular function: dipeptide transmembrane transporter activity. The record is from RefSeq and is a predicted model, not a curated record. Gene Ontology annotation, cellular component: plasma membrane. Gene Ontology annotation, biological process: dipeptide import across plasma membrane. NCBI's taxonomy places the organism in Eukaryota, Metazoa, Chordata, Mammalia, Artiodactyla, Cervidae.